Porites lobata is the source of this 4263-nucleotide messenger RNA. The record is from the annotation of a GenBank genome assembly. NCBI's taxonomy places the organism in Eukaryota, Metazoa, Cnidaria, Anthozoa, Scleractinia, Poritidae.
AUGAUUUCCUCAUUCAUUAACUGCUUCAUCGUUGGUGCAGUUUUAGCAGCCGAAAAAGAAUCUAGAUCUGCCUACAUCAAAACCCGAGAGAACAAGCGUUUACAUGGCUAUGUUGUCAAGAGAAUUGAUUCUACGGAUGAAAUGUUGUGCAGUCAAGCAUGUUUAAGGCAUUCUUGGUGUACCUCUUCCAACUUCAAAGAGUCCUCGAGCAACUGUGAGCUGAACAAGCAUGAGUUCUCUCCAACUGAUGAUGGCACCAAGCUCACUGAUAAUCCAGGCACAACGUUUUCAAUGUUUCUUAAGGUAAGAAACACUCUGAAUUUUCAUUGCUUAGACAACAAAAACCUCCCUAACAACAAGAACUAGACUCCUGCACCCAGGCUAAGGCAACAACACGAUGUAUAACAAUUCCGUCUAAAUAAAUUUUAAUACAUAACUGUUCAUGCAUGCGAAGUUAAGUCAUGAAAAAAUAGGAAGUUGUUAAAACUGUACAGUAAAGUUGACUGGUUGUAAAAGGCGCACGCAUUUCAGUCAUAUGUUUCGUAUGGGAGCUAGCUAUGUUUUCCCUUUCCCAAACUUUUCAGUUCUGCAACAACAAAAUCAUUAUCGAAGGCAAUGUUUUCUUCCCUAACCAGAGGCUUACUUGCAAAUAAAGUUAAGAGAAGUAUAGAGUGCAAACAACUAUAGGUUUUAAAAAAGAGGAAAGCACGCUUAGAGCCGGCAAUUAAUCUGUGGAAUUUUUUGUGUUCAACAUUAGAUUUGCGUUGUGCCGUUGAAAAUGCUGUUGAAAUGUUGUUGUUGGUGGUGGGAUCAGUCUCGCUAUCUGCAAUUAAAUAAUCUGUAUGUAGUUAGUACGUCGCCGCCCCACGCCAGAGAAAGAGUAGCUAAAACAUAUAAAAAGGUGUAGGAAGUCUAUGAAAAACGAUGUCGGUAUAUCAUUUUAGCUUACCGAAGUAACAUAUGAACAUUUUCCUCAGGGCUGCCUAAUGGCUGGAUGCCUUAACGGAGGUUCUUGUUUGUUCGACGAAGGGAAAGAUGCGUUUGCUUGUUCAUGCAGUCCGCAAUGGAGAGGAGAAAAAUGCGAAAUGGGUAAGUCGAAACUGUUUUUGUUCCUUAAGUACGGUAGACAAUAUAGGGGAAGAGUGAAAGACGUAACCCGGCUGAAAACGAACCACACAACUUAAUUUUCUAUACUUAAAUAUACAUGGCAAUUCUUUUUAGAAGUAAGGAAACAGUUAUAAUCUGCUGGCAGGUUUCCUCUGGCAAUGUAGUUGAUAUAGUCCUCAGAAUUAAUUUACAUCCCGUGGAAUAUAAGAAAAGCAUGUAACCUAUGAGACUUUGGCGUUUACCGUUAGCCUUGAGUGUGGACAAGGCAUUAGAUCUGGCCAAAUUUUAUGUGACGCUCAAAUUAACGUAAGUGAUACCUAACACCUGGAUUAACCUAACAAUUACACACGACGGUCGUGUUAUGCAAAACAGUCGGUAAAGCGUGGCGUAAGAGUCGUACGGGCGUGUGAGGCGAGAGAAAACAACGUAUUUUUAGCGUCUCCCCCCAGUCUCGUCCUCUGUUUUCAGCGUCGUUCCAGACCUUUUGUUCGACUGCUUGCGCGCACUUGAACACGCAAAAAUACGGACUGUUUUGCAUUCUACCGUGUUUAAAGAAGAGAAUUUGCAUGCAUGAAUUAGAUAAUUAUUUUGCUUAAGGCUUUUUGGCGAAAAAACUGGUGGAUCGUCCGAGGAAACAGAUUCUAAAUAGAAGUGUAAAUUGUUUAAUAGUUAGUCGUAAAGAAAACAAAGUGAUAAUGGGCAAACUUGGCACAACUGUAUUUGCGCUUUUCUCUGUCGCUGUCGCAGUUCCAACCCAUGUUUGUUUGUCGCCAUUUCUGCUGCCCUAUGUUGCUGUUUUCAAGGUCAUUUCGCUUCAGUGUCGAAACUUAGCCCAACAGGGCCUCAAGAAAGUGGCCAAAACAAGUGUAUCGUAAUCAACGGAGACGCACCUGAUAAGGGUGAAACUAUACAAAACACCACUGUUGUUUGGGCCUGAUUGGUUUAAAGUCUGAAAAUAAAUAAAGAGAGAAUGAAAAUAAGACCACACCAUUAAUGUUUUGUAUGCGCCUAAUAAGCCUGCAUUGCCAGAAAAACUGAGUAUGGUCUCUCUCCUCCACAGGGGCCUCUUUGUGUUGUGGGAGAGUUCGCUGGGCACCCCCACGCUUUUUAUUUUUUUGAUUAUUGCUAUUCUUAUACAGAUACCCAGCAGGAGCCUCUGCAGAGGAGAGAGGAGUAUGGACUAGUCUUACAUGUCACACGUCUCCACCCCCUUAGCCGUGGGUCUCUCUCUCCCCUGCGCCCUUCACGGGUUAUGGGGAGGAGACGAAUGACAUUUCAGACUACCUAUGGACAUUUACGUUCAUCCGGGGAUUAAUAAAGGAGGUAUACAUAGAAAACACAUUUCCUUUUUUGUAGGUAGAUAGGGAAGGACAUAACGAGCAAUCCAUUUGUUUUACCAUGAAGUGCUGUGUCGUCUGGCUUAGCCACUUCCCUUAUUAUGGCACGCAAUCAAAGAAAACAGUUAUCAUCAAAAUGAUUUUCAAAUGAUUUUGUACGAAAAAUUUCAACAGACGACUGAAGGAAUAAUUCAUUAAAAAAUAUAUUCUUCUAAAUAAGUCAAUGCAUUCUAUUUAUUAUUUUGCAGACAUAAACGAGUGUGAGACAGGAAAGCGUCACUGCGACUCCAAUGCUUUCUGUAACAACACUAAAGGCUCCUAUAUUUGUACAUGCAAACCAGGAUAUAACGGAAACGGAGUUAACUGCACAGGUAAAAUAAAGAAGCGAAAACCCCCAGCCGAUAGCACUGAAUAACAUGAUAGGAAAGCAUUUCUAUUCAACAAAUCUUUUCGAGUUCCAUUAUGGUGUAUGUUACAUCUUUAGGGGUUCUUUAAAAUCGGUUCCAACAUGACAGCAUGUGAUAGGCCACUUGUUUAUGGUUGGCAUUCGAACAGGCUCACUUGUGCGAGUUUGGGGUUAUAGAUUUUAAUAUAUAACCCCCCCCGCUCCAAAAAAAAAAAGCAGUGGUGCCGUCAGCGGGAGCCAGCGAAUCCGGUGAUAAGAUUAAGGCCAUUAAACGUUAAAAAAUAUGUGCAUAUUCGGCAACAAUUAGCGGGAUUAGUGGUUUCUGUCGCGGGUUUUUCCAUUUUUUCAUGACUAUAUUUUGCUAUCUGCCGCAAAAAUCUCCUCGUGCAACUUUCUGUCAUUUUUGUUAACACUUUGCUGUGUUCCUAUUGGAUAAGAUCUUGACACCUCUUAAGGGGCGAAAUUAAAAAAAAAAUAGCCCGUCUGCUAGCGAUGGUGGCACAACCACCAAAACAACCCCAAACUCUCACAAGUAAACCCGCUCGCAGACUAGUUUAUCGUUUAUCUCGCGAUAGUCGUUACUUAGUUAUUCAUUCACAACGUUUCAAAGUGCGUACUUUUGGUCUUAAAUAGGCAAUUGUGUCGAGUGUAGGUGGGCUAAUACUUCCCCCGUAGUUGCUAGUGAUUAGCAUUACGAGCCCGAUUUAUGGUUGGUGGGUUUUCCACCAACCAUGCGGCCUGCCGAGUGGUACUAAUCGGCAGCUGUGUUGUCGAUGUCUGAUCGUGGUUAUCCACGCUUCUGAAAUCUCAACGGCUGUAAUCUCAAUGCAGAGUGUGAAAAUAAGACGAUAUCGUUAAUUUUUUGUAUGCGCCUAAUAAGCCUGCAUUGCCAGAAAAACUGCGUAUGGACUAGUCUGAAAUGUCACACGUCUCCACCCCCUAACACGUGGGGGCGCGUCCCUUCACGGGUUUGGGGGUGGAGACGAAUGACAAUUCAGACUACGUAUGGACAUUUACGUUCAUCUGGGGGUUAAUAGGUAUACAGAGAAAACACAUUUCCCUUUUGUGGGUCGGUAGGGAAGGACAUAACGAACAAACCGUCAGUUCAGUCUUCCAUGAGGAGGUGGAUCGUCUGGCUUAGCCACUUCCCUUAGAAUGGCACGCAAUCAAAGAAAACGUCGAUCAUCAAAAUGAUUUUCUACGAAAGAUUUCAACAGAGGAUCGACGGAAUCAUUCAGUAAAAACUAUAUUCUUCUAAAUAAAGCAAUGCAUUCUAUUUACUAUUUUGCAGACAACAACGAGUGUGAGACAGGAAAGCAUCACUGCGAUUCCAAUGCUUUCUGUAACAACACUAAAGGCUCUUACAAUUGUACAUGCAAACCAGGAUAUACUGGAAACGGCGUUAACUGCACA